Messenger RNA from Abrus precatorius (Indian licorice), 513 nucleotides. Its product is annotated as mavicyanin-like. Gene Ontology annotation, cellular component: plasma membrane. NCBI's taxonomy places the organism in Eukaryota, Viridiplantae, Streptophyta, Magnoliopsida, Fabales, Fabaceae. Bases 1 to 513 code for a protein of 170 amino acids. The record is from RefSeq and is a predicted model, not a curated record. Gene Ontology annotation, molecular function: electron transfer activity. The transcript is spliced from 2 exons.
AUGGCUUCUUAUUCUUGUUCAACUUCCGUGCUUGUGCUUCUCUUGGCCAUUUUAUCUACUCUUCUAUGUUUCUCUGUGGCUUCCAAUUUCCAAGUUGGUGGCUCAAAUGGGUGGCUUGUCCCACCUUCCAAUGACACCAACAUCUACAAUGAUUGGGCUUCCCACAACAGGUUCCACGUUGGUGACACCAUAAGGUUUAAGUAUGAGAAGGACUCCGUGAUGGAGGUGGGUGAAGGAGAUUACAAGCUUUGCAAUGCAACACACCCCACAUUCUUCUCCAACAAUGGCAACACAGUGUUCAAGUUUGAGCACUCAGGGACUUUCUACUUCAUCAGUGGUGCAUCAGGGCACUGUAAGAAGGGACAGAAGAUGAUUGUGAGGGUGAUGGAAGAUGAGUCUCUUCCUCAGCAUGCCAAGUCUUCAGGGUACCAUGUUCAUGUUUCACCAAUUGUGGUCUCUCAAAUGCUCCUUCUUCAGUUUGUUUUGGCAUGUGUUGCUUCCUAUGUCAUUUGA